Messenger RNA from Phodopus roborovskii (desert hamster), 1592 nucleotides. RefSeq names its product NADH-cytochrome b5 reductase 1. The coding region runs from base 78 to 995 and encodes 305 amino acids. The record is from RefSeq and is a predicted model, not a curated record. Gene Ontology annotation, molecular function: oxidoreductase activity; FAD binding. NCBI's taxonomy places the organism in Eukaryota, Metazoa, Chordata, Mammalia, Rodentia, Cricetidae. The transcript is spliced from 9 exons. Gene Ontology annotation, cellular component: mitochondrion.
AGCCCCGCCCCCGGGCCCGCCCCGCGGCGCAUUGUGGGAUCUGUCAGCCCCACCGGAGCCUGACGCGGCGCUCGGUCAUGGGGAUCCAGCCGAGCCCGGUCCUGCUGGCCUCUCUGGGGGUGGGGCUGCUUACUCUGUUCGGACUGGCUGUGGGUGCCUACCUGGUUCGAAGAUCCCGCCGGCCGCAGGUCACUCUCCAGGACCCGGAUGAGAAGUAUCUGCUGCGACUGCUAGACAAGACCACCGUGAGCCAUAACACCAGGAGGUUCCGCUUUGCCCUGCCCACCGCCCACCACAUUCUGGGACUGCCUGUGGGCAAGCAUGUCUACCUCUCUGCCCGAGUUGAUGGCAGUCUGGUCAUCAGGCCUUACACUCCUGUCACCGGUGAUGAAGACCGAGGCUACGUGGAUCUUGUCAUCAAGGUUUAUCAAAAAGGUGUGCACCCCAAAUUUCCUGAAGGAGGAAAGAUGUCUCAGUACCUGGAUAGCCUGAAGAUUGGGGAUGUGGUUGAGUUCCGGGGGCCAAGUGGGUUGCUCAGUUAUGCUGGAAAAGGGAAUUUUAACAUUCAGCCCAACAAAAAAUCUCCACCUGAACUGCGAGUGGCAAAGAAAUUGGGAAUGAUUGCUGGUGGGACAGGAAUCACCCCGAUGCUGCAGCUGAUCCGGGCCAUCCUCAAAGUCCCUGAAGAUCCAACUCAGUGCUUUCUGCUCUUUGCUAACCAGACUGAAAAGGACAUAAUCCUACGGGAGGACCUAGAGGAGCUGCAGGCCCAGUAUCCCAACCGCUUUAAGCUCUGGUUCACUCUGGACCACCCUCCGGAAGAGUGGACCUACAGCAAGGGCUUCGUGACUGCUGACAUGAUCCAGGAGCACCUGCCCGCCCCCGCCGAUGACGUCCUGCUGCUGCUCUGUGGGCCACCGCCCAUGGUGCAGCUGGCCUGCCACCCGAACUUGGACAAGCUGGGCUAUUCACAAAAGAUGCGGUUCACCUACUGAGCGUCUCGACGCCUCCCUCACCCCAUGCGUGCGGUUGUCGGUCGUCCCCAGUCAGUUCGCGACCACCACGAGGUCAAGUGCCUUUGUUUUGUGUGUGUGUCUCAUCCGGAAACCGGAUGCUUGAAGAAACAACACUCCUCUAGCUAUGGUAGAGGCAGGUCAGGCUGGAAGCCUCCCUAACCCUAAUCCCGUAAGAUAGAAGGUGCAGAUGAAGUUCACCAAGCACAGGAAAAAGGAGCAUGUACAUUUGUCAGAAGGCUGGCUAGUUCUUGAGGGCAGCAUGGGCUCACCUUCUUCGUGUCUGUGACGGAGGCAAUGGGAAGGGUGUAAUUCAUUUUGCUCAGUAUUCAGCAACUCUACUACUUAUGUGAGUAGCCGUUGAGUGGGUUUACAGACAGGGUCCUGCGGAAAGUGAAGGAAAGGAAUUAUCUUCCACAACUCUAAACCUCAGAGAAAGGAGUCUGACCACAUAUUUUCGUGUGUGUCUCUCAGCCCCUGCCCAGGCUAGAGCGAAAUGCUUACCCAUAAUUUACGACUGCUGCUUGUACAAGGAGUCUCUGGCUGUUCAAAUAAAUGGAGCUGAGCCCCCCCCCCCCA